CCUCACAGUUUCCGUUAGGGUUUUUUAAAUUUUAUUUUAUUCUCUCUCCGAAAGCUUUUGCAAUGGCUUUUUCUUCUCUCAUUAGAUCCGCCGCCGCCGCCGCCACCACCGUAUCCGUCUGCUCUCGCUCUGACAUCUCUCUCUCCACAUCCGAUCGUCUCAAGGUUUCAAGCAUUGAUUUUGGUGGGAACUUCAUCUCCUUUUUUGGCGCUGCAGUUUCAACUAUAUCUUCUUCCUUACAGAAAUGCAACUCAAAGAGUAUCAAACCCAUCAAAGCCACUGCUACUGAAAUUCCUCCUACAAUCCCAAGGUCACGGAGCAGUGGGAAGACAAAGAUCGGAAUCAAUGGUUUUGGUCGGAUUGGAAGGUUGGUUUUACGAAUAGCAACCUCAAGGGAUGAUAUUGAUGUGGUAGCAGUCAAUGAUCCUUUUAUCGAUGCUAAGUACAUGGCUUAUAUGUUCAAAUAUGAUUCAACACAUGGACCCUUCAAGGGAACCAUCGAAGUCGUGGAUGAGUCCACCUUGGAAAUCAAUGGCAAGCAAGUACAUGUUGUGAGCAAAAGGGACCCUGCAGAGAUCCCUUGGGGUGAUUAUGGCGCUGAGUUUGUUGUUGAGUCAUCUGGCGUUUUCACCACAUUAGCUAAGGCUUCAGCACACAUGAAGGGUGGUGCCAAGAAAGUAGUAAUAUCAGCCCCUUCAGCUGAUGCACCAAUGUUUGUGGUGGGAGUGAAUGAGAAGGCCUACGAGCCAAGCAUGGACAUAGUUUCUAAUGCUAGUUGCACUACCAAUUGUCUAGCUCCACUUGCGAAGGUUGUCCAUGAGGAAUUUGGUUUCAUUGAGGGUUUAAUGACUACUGUCCAUGCAACUACAGCGACUCAAAAGACCGUCGAUGGCCCUUCAAUGAAGGAUUGGCGAGGGGGUCGAGGAGCUGGCCAAAAUAUCAUCCCUAGUUCAACUGGUGCGGCAAAGGCUGUUGGAAAAGUUCUUCCUGAACUUAACGGAAAGCUUACCGGAAUGGCAUUCCGUGUUCCCACAUCCAAUGUUUCUGUUGUGGAUUUAACUUGUCGACUUCAGAAGAGUGCCUCCUAUGAAGACGUCAAAGCAGCCGUGAAGUAUGCUGCUGAGGGGCCACUCAAAGGCAUUCUUGGAUACACAGACGAGGAUGUUGUCUCUAACGAUUUUGUUGGUGAUUCAAGAUCAAGCAUUUUUGAUUCCAAAGCCGGAAUAGGGUUAAGUAAUUCUUUCAUGAAGCUUGUUUCGUGGUACGACAACGAAUGGGGAUACAGCAACCGAGUACUCGACUUAAUCGAGCACAUUGCACUGGUAGGAGCAAAUCGCAACUAAAUGUUCUAGAGGUAUGCUAUUACGACCGGGUGACACCCCAAUUUUAUUCAAGUUUGUUUCAGAGAGUAGGCAUAAAUUAGAUCGUACUUGGGACUUCCGAUGUGUUUUUCUUUUUGACUUGGAUUUGCAUAUCCACUGAAGAGUUGGGGGUAUCCAAUAACGCAAUUAUAAAAAUAAUGAAAAUUCAAGCUCUGUAUGGGUACAUUAAGACUGCUUUUUUCUAUGGACAAAAAGUAGGAGCAUUGUCUUGUGAGAAAAAAAAUUGUUGAACAAUAUCUAAUUUUUACAAGUCCAUGCAUAAUCUGGUUUUAUGUCAA
This is a messenger RNA of Hibiscus syriacus, 1660 nucleotides long. Its product is annotated as glyceraldehyde-3-phosphate dehydrogenase GAPCP1, chloroplastic-like. Gene Ontology annotation, molecular function: oxidoreductase activity, acting on the aldehyde or oxo group of donors, NAD or NADP as acceptor; NADP binding; NAD binding. Gene Ontology annotation, biological process: glucose metabolic process. Bases 63 to 1343 code for a protein of 426 amino acids. Lineage: Eukaryota; Viridiplantae; Streptophyta; Magnoliopsida; Malvales; Malvaceae. The transcript has 14 exons. The record is from RefSeq and is a predicted model, not a curated record.